AUGAGUGUUUUCGACGAGAUAGCCGAGAAGGCUGGCGAUGCCCAAUGGGAUCAGUGGAAGGAUAAAAUUCUUGGAGCUCGUUCUGAAAUUGCAUCAUUUGUUGCUUGUCGACUUGGCCGUGACGCUGACGAGGUUAUUGACUGGUUCGAGGGCUCUUUUAAUUUCUGCCUCCGAGUUGUGUUCAACGAUGCAGGCGCAGACGCCGUUACUCGACUCCCUGGACCUGGACACACAACUUUUAGGGACGAAAAGGUUGCCAAUGAGGUUCAGAUUAUCAAGUUCCUCCAUAAGCACACGAAUAUCCCUAUACCACGGUUGUUAAGCUGGGGCUUAACUAAGGACAGCCUAUACCACUUUGGACCGUUCAUCAUCUCAGAGUUUGUUGAGGGAGUUCAUUUAUCUGAUAUUCUUAGAGACCCAGCUGUUCCUACAAAGAUCUAUCUCAAUCCAAACAUUAACAGUCAAAUACUAAAUGUUGUAUUUGAGCAAAUUGCUAAUAUCUUACUCCAGCUCUUUCAAUUCAACUUUUCUCGUAUUGGAGCAGUCUCCAAGGACCCGACUUUAGACACAUGGUCCGUCACUGGACGGCCUCUCACCUACAGCAUGAACGAAUUAGCAACCACAGCUUUCUAUCCUCUCGAUAAGUUUGCCACUGGUCCAUUUGAAUCUGCAAGUGGCUACUUCAGGCACCUCUCCCACGAAAAUUUGACUCAUCUUUUCACCCAGCGCAACCUCUCUUCCACCACGGAUGAAGCUGAGGAGCAAUACGUUGCACGGCAUCUAUUUGCGCGCCCAAUUGACAAGCACUGCAUUUGCGACAAUGGCCCCUUCAAACUGUUUUGUGACGACCUUCGACCUCAGAAUAUACUUGUAGAUCCGAAAUCUCUCCGCAUAACGGCCGUCCUCGACCUCGAAUUCACAAAUGCCAUGCCGAGCCAGUUCGCGUCGGACCCGCCGUGGUGGUUGCUACUAGUUGGACCAGAUUCGUACCUUUUUCGGGGUCACAGCAUGGAGGAGUUUCUGUCAGCUUAUGAGCCCCGCUUAGAGCAGUUUCUGGAAGUAAUGAAACGGGUUGAGAGGUCAAGAGGAAUGCUGUGCACUGGGAAAUCUCUUUCUAGUCUUAUGCACGACUCGUGGGUUACGAAACGCUUUUGGUAUAACUACGCAGCGAGGAAACCUUUUGAUGUUGACAAGCUCUUUAUUCAUUGUUUGAAUGAAAACGGUGCAGGCGCCGAGACACUGGAUGAGGAUGUUCGUGCAGCACUUGCACCAUUUGUCAAGAUGAAGAUGGAGCAGUUGAGGGCAUAUGACAAGGAUUGCAAAUCGUUGCUAUGA
Metarhizium album ARSEF 1941 is the source of this 1335-nucleotide messenger RNA. RefSeq names its product phosphotransferase enzyme family protein. The transcript has a single exon. Lineage: Eukaryota; Fungi; Ascomycota; Sordariomycetes; Hypocreales; Clavicipitaceae. Bases 1 to 1335 code for a protein of 444 amino acids. The record is from RefSeq and is a predicted model, not a curated record.